Messenger RNA from Naegleria fowleri, 1257 nucleotides. RefSeq lists its product as uncharacterized. The coding region runs from base 1 to 1257 and encodes 418 amino acids. Gene Ontology annotation, biological process: peptidyl-L-cysteine S-palmitoylation; protein targeting to membrane. The record is from RefSeq and is a predicted model, not a curated record. Lineage: Eukaryota; Heterolobosea; Eutetramitea; Acrasida; Naegleriidae. The transcript has 3 exons. Gene Ontology annotation, cellular component: endoplasmic reticulum; Golgi apparatus. Gene Ontology annotation, molecular function: protein-cysteine S-palmitoyltransferase activity.
AUGGUUUCUACCGUGUCCCGAAUAGAAUACCAAAUUACUGCAACUGUUAUUUAUUUCAUUCUCUCUCUAAUUAGUGCCAUAACGCACAUCGUUUUGAUAUUUUAUGAUGCCGCUGAUGAACAUAUAUUAUUAAAAGAAAAGGGACUGGAACCAGUCUAUGAAGGGAAGAAAAUUGUAUUUUGCAAACAUUGCAAAUUGAUUGUAUAUGAAUCAAGCAAGCACUGCAAAUUAUGUAUGAAAUGCGUACAAGGUUUUGAUCAUCAUUGUCGAUGGCUCAACAUGUGCAUUGGAGAGAGGAAUUACAAAAUAUUUUUCGUAUUCUUGAGUGACACUUAUUUUCUUCUUCUCUAUGUAUUUCUCGCAAAGGCCGCCUAUGUGAUAGAAGCAAGCAUUAAUUUUGAAGAAUUUUCAAAACGUUUGAUUGCCAUCUACUCAUUCUCAAAUCCUAUUGCCCAUUUGGUGAUUGUUGGAGUUGGAGGAUUGGUGACUUUAAUUGUGGCUCUUUCACUCACUCAAUUAUUUUUUCUUCACAUCAAACUUAUUUAUCUUAAAAAGACAACCUACGAAUAUUUAAUGGAGAAGCGUGCGAAAGAAGUCGCCAAAUUGGAACAACGUAAUGCUGAACGAAAUGAUCAGAGAGCUGAAGAAAUGGCAAAUGCAGAUACACAUCAUGAGUCUUCAACAACUGCAAAUACUGAAAGCACUCUCUCUUAUCACAUUGAAAGGUAUUCCAACAGAGUCUAUCCUCAACAACCUUAUGUCCAACAAAAGUCACAAUCGGCCAACAACAGUCAAGAAUCCUUACCUCUGCAUGAAACGCCAGCAGAUUUCAUGACCAAGUCUCUAGAAUUUUCGAAUUUACAAGUCAAAAGAACAUGUUCAAACUUGAUUGCAACGAAAGGAGAUAUGGGCGUUUACAAGAAUGAACAGGACACCAAUGCCAGUACAGACAGUAUUAUCAUCAACUGUGACCGAUCACAUGGAGGAAAAAGUCCUCGAAAUUUCGAUCUAAACGCUUCUCUCCAAUCGCCGAGACGUCAAGCCAAGUCAACCGGAGAUGUGAAAGGAGAGCAAGCCACAUCCUCUUCUCCCAGAAAUCGACAACCAGCCACCGCCUCAGAAGAAGGCGAAUCUGUGAAAUUAUCUGUUGGGUGUAAUGAAUUUAUAUCUGGAAAUGUGGUGGAUGUAUUGCAAAAGAAUGAGGAUGAUCUUGAAGCGAACCAACAGGUAACAACAACUAUUCCUGUGGAGCAAUAG